Molecule: messenger RNA, 1534 nt
Organism: Scatophagus argus
Lineage: Eukaryota; Metazoa; Chordata; Actinopteri; Scatophagidae
Product: c-Myc-binding protein-like
Exons: 5
Coding region: 413-721 (102 amino acids)
Biological process (GO): regulation of DNA-templated transcription
Cellular component (GO): nucleus
Molecular function (GO): transcription coactivator activity
Source: RefSeq, a predicted model, not a curated record
AUGAAUUAGAACAGGGAUGAUAUGUAAGGAUUUUCCAUUGAGGUCUAUAAUAUGCACAUUUUCACUUUCACGAUAACACUGGCUAAAAGACCGAGCUUUGCGUCUUCUUUCCAGUGUCGUAGCCAAGACUUUACGAUUUUCAGAAAUACUCUUCUUUAGGCCAGUGCUCUCAGCGAAAUAACACCAACAGCCAAUGAGGACUUCUUCUCUAUUCCAUAGGUUGAUACAUGCUCUUGUUUUUACGUGAACACUUGAAGGCAGCAUCAAACCCAGCUGAGCAGUUGCUCAAAGGAAGGACGCUAUAAACGAAACUUAACUUUUUCUUUCUUCUCAAAAUUGGUUUCGGGACAUCGAGCGAGACGCAAAAGAACGUAUCUAUAAGGGGAAAGUCAGCACUACACCCUCCAUUAUCAUGGCACAUUAUAGAGCUCCAGACUCCAAAAGGGAACAGUUUCGGAGAUAUUUGGAGAAAACUGGUGUACUUGAUAGUCUUACCAGUGUUCUAGUGGCUUUGUAUGAACAACAAGAAAAGCCCAAAAAUGCUUUGGAGUUCAUCAGGGAGAAUCUCAGUACCGCUGACACGACCUCGGCAGACUCUGAGACUCUGCUGCAGGAGGUGACUGACUUGAGGCAGAGGUGUGCCAGACUGGCAGAGGAAAACAAAGAUCUCAAGACAAGGCUGCAGCAUUAUGAACCAGAAGAUGGAGCCACAGCUGACUAGACCUCAGCAGAGUUUUGGUUUGAGAAUUUUUUGUUUUGUUUUGUUUUGUUUAUAGUGCUGUCACUUUGAAUUUAAAAACAAGACGAUGCUGUAAAGUGCAAUGCCAACAUUUUUUAUGUACCUGUGCUGAUUUUGUAAGUCUUAGUUCCAGCUUUGUUUCUUACAGUCUAAUUUAUUCUGUACAUGUAUGUAUGUAUGUAUAUAUGUUCUUCUUUCUUGUUUAUUCAUACCUUUAGUACAGAUUUACAAUAGAAAGUGCUUAAUAUGUGGGACUUUUUUAGGGCUCUGCAUGAGAAAAUAAUGUCUGAUUAUACUUCUGAUAAUUUUAUUUUUCUUGCAUAGUUAUAAACACACACUCUGUCCUGAUCUACAUGAUGGUGGGUGUGUGUCAAAGACACACUUAUACUUUAUUUCCAAAUAUCUGAUGUAAGUAAACAGUUGUAAAAACUGAAAAAUUUAAGUCGCUGGUAAAAUAAAGCACGGUCUUGUAAUUAAGAUAUUGUUAUAUCACUGACUCGCAGAGGGCCAUCAUGAGUCUAUACAUGUUCACCGUGCUACAAAUGUAAAAUUGUAGCUGUACACAAAAUAAUAAAAACAGUCCUACCAAAAUAUAUGUUGCAGCUGGUAGCUUCAAAUUGGGUUAAAUAAUUUUUCAUGCUAAUUAGGUAGGAAUGCAUGCAGUUAGUUGCAAUAGAAAACAAAGAUUUAUUCCAAAAACAUUAGGAAAAAAAUACAAAACAUACAGUACAAAGUCCUCUGUUGUUUCUCAUUGUUAAAUGUCAAGCAUUUAUUAAAAAUGUCAGUUGCAUGUCA